Molecule: messenger RNA, 134 nt
Organism: Racocetra persica
Lineage: Eukaryota; Fungi; Glomeromycota; Glomeromycetes; Diversisporales; Gigasporaceae
Source: the annotation of a GenBank genome assembly
CUAUAAAUAUUACUACAUCCUAUGAUAAUUGUAUAAUGGCAAUAAAUAAUUCAAAUUUUGAUCCAUUAGAUGAUUCAGUCGUGUAUAAAACAUCGCGUGGAUGUUCACCCAACAUUCGAUUUUACGUAUUGUGA